AUGGCAUUCAGACCAGGCUUCCAUUCCGUGGCUUUCGUGCUAAUUCUCGUAUCGUUUGUGUUUCUCCUAUUGGCCACCAUCUCGCCUCCGGUGGUCUCGACAUUUGCUUUGUCGAAAACCAGCGACUACGUCUACGGCAUCUUUGGCUUCUGUACAAACUCUGGCUCAAAGUGUAGCACUGCUACGUUCCCGUAUUCACUCAGCGAUGUCGAUGACAAGACUGACAAUUGGUUGUUAGCCAAUUCCUCCAGAGACAACUUGGCAAAGGUCUUCAUCAUUGCACCCAUUUCUCUUGGUGUCAACUUCAUCUUGCUUGCGUUGAUUGUGGCUGCCCACUUCACCGCUAAAACCGUGACCAUCUUUGCUAUAAUCCUCAACUUCAUCAGUUUCAUCGUCACUACUCUUGUGGCCGUAAUAAUAGUCGUCGUCUUCUAUCCCAAUGUUGCCUGGACAGGCUGGAUUCUCAUUGGUGCAGCAGCUGCCAACUUGAUCUCCAUCGUAUUCUUAGCUCUUGCCGCCACUAUCGGUAGCGACGAUAACGACGUCGACGAUCUCGACAGUGCUGAAAACAACUUGACUAAUUUUACCGUUCUUGAGAACAAAUUCAACAACGUGAGCUCGUAUGGCAAUACUAGUAAUCUUGCCGGUGGCUUCAAGGGUCCUACUACAUCGUAUUCUGCCAACAACACCUUUGACACCUCUAGUAUCGAAAAGGAUUAUGAUUUUAAACAGCAACAGGCAACGGCCGUAGACACUACCAAGCCUUUCCAGCCAUAUGCCAACACUCUGUCGUCUAUCAAUAAAACUGUCAGUAACAAUUCACUUUACAACACGAAGCCUCAGACAGUAAACGAUUUCACAACAAAACAAGCCUCGAUCAACGGUUCCGCGUAUUCAGAAGGAUCGCAAGUUGGCUCCAAGGCCAGUUUGAACAAUAGCAGUGGUAACAGACAGCCUCGAGUUAAUGGUGCUCCGUAUCCGCAGUCAGCACAGCCUGAUAAAUAUAGCAGCGUUUUUGAGCAUCAUCCGGAAGUCGAAGGCCACAAGCCUUUUACGGAGUUGGACGACUAUGAUAACUUCGACGAUGAUGAUGCCGUGCCUCUCAACAGAAACACUCCUCCUGGAUCUAACGACUCAGAUGUGGACUCCGACUUUACAAGUGUUUCCCAAAGAGCUGUCAAUCCUAACUAUAACAAUUACUAUGGACAACCGGCCCCCCAACAACCUCAACAAUCUGGAAAUGGAUACUAUGCAAUGACCCCACAAGGUCCUUCUGGACAGUAUCCUCAUGUGCAGCAGUACCAGCCUCAUUACCAACAGCAAUCUCCUCCUCAACCAGGUCCUGGUGGAUAUUUCGGUGGUUCGAAUGGCCCUGGGGCUUACUCUAGACUCGGCCAGCCUGUUCCUCUGCAACGGUCUACGGUGUCUGACAAUGUGUUGAACGCAAACCCAGACUUCAACUUGGUAGGGCCCAGAAGAAGAAUGCAACCAGGCUUUGUUCCAGUAGCUGCUAGAUACAAUGCUAACAAAUCUGCGGCUGCUAGCUCAUUGAUGGGCAGAGGUGGAGCUCCUGGCAGUGGUGGGGCUCCUAGGCAUGCUGCUAGUGGACCAUAUGGAGGCUCUAUUCCAUGA
Scheffersomyces stipitis CBS 6054 is the source of this 1632-nucleotide messenger RNA. It is a transcript of the gene SRD1, whose product is annotated as Srd1p. The transcript has a single exon. Bases 1 to 1632 code for a protein of 543 amino acids. Gene Ontology annotation, cellular component: plasma membrane; growing cell tip; cell division site. Lineage: Eukaryota; Fungi; Ascomycota; Pichiomycetes; Serinales; Debaryomycetaceae. The record is from RefSeq and is a predicted model, not a curated record.